AUGCCGGCCCUGCUGAGCAAACUCACACUCCAGAGCCAUCAGGUUCCCCUCGAGCCUAGCUCCCCGGACCUCUCCAGCUUCGCUAACCCACGAUUGUGUGACCUGCGGGCCAGGUCAAUUGGCGCCCAACGUGGGGCUCGAACGCUGGACAGGGACCCGGUAGACGCCCCUCGUCCGGACCCUGAAAAUCCCCUUAAGGUAUGUCCCUGGUUCAUUGUUAAUGGUCCAGAUAUACACCCGGGGAAAUGGCAGAAAGUAGGGAGAGAUCUUAAUGAAAGAUUGAAACAAGAAGGUCCCGAGUCAGUUCCCAUAAAUGCCUUCUCCCUCUGGACCUUAAUUAAUGACAUUAUUGAGGGAUCAACAGGAGACAAAGGUGCCCGCCAGUUACUCGUGCAGGCGGAAUCCUGUCUCGCUCCGCUUUCUCGCGCUGCUUCUGCUUCCUCCCUUCACGCAGAAAACUCACAAGACAAAGAGGAAGCAAAAUCUCCUCCCCCUACCCCUACCGCUAAGUCCAUUUACCCGCCACUCCCUAACCCUGCUGAAGAGACACUCACUUUCCCGGUCUUCCCUACCGAGGGGAAAGUCGGCAUGAAUACUGCCCCCGAAAACGAAAGCGGCCCGCUCCCUGACGAGAACGCAGCCAAUUUAGACGUUGAGGCUGCUGCAUACAACCCUCAAGAAGUGUUCCUAUCCCACGCUUUCUCCCCACACCCCUAUUUACUACCCCCCCUUGUGGACCUUUCCCAAAUCCAGAGAGAUUUGACCCAGCGCAUGGCUGAAUUAAGAAAGACAGUCAAUAUGCAGAAUCAAUAUCAUCAAAUGGUAAAGGAAUUUUCGGCGCUACAAGCGUCCCUGCAGAAGGCACUGCUUCCUCCCUCUGCCCCAAAAAGUACUCCUAUAGCACUCCCUCAAGACAAAAUUCCCCGACCAAAACAGAAACAGAAAUCCCUUCUCUUUCCUAUUCUUAGAAGCAAUACACAGAAUAGACCUAAAGAUGCAGAGGACACAAACUCUGAUAAGCACCCCCCUGAAAAUAGCGCAGGACUUGAGGAGUCCGAGGAGGAAAGCCAGGAGGAGGAAGUGGAGGAUAAUGACCAGGAAUCUGAUUCAGAAGAGGACAAUAAAUCAUGCUCCUCUAAAUACAAAGCCCCAAAGUUUAAGAAUAUCAAAGAUCUCCAUGCAGCAGUGAAAAAAUAUGGUCCCAAUGCCCCUUUCACUCUCUCUGCCCUUGAGGCUAUAGGACAAGGAGGUUAUCUGCUGCCCGGGGAAUGGGUGCGAGUAGCUCAGGCCGCCCUAUCAAGGGGACAAUUCCUAACCUGGAAAGCAGAAUUUGAAUAUCACUGUCAAACCAUCGAAAAAAGAAACUUGAAAUCUAAGGCUAAUAGGGAUUGGACUUUUGAAAAAUUAGCAGGACGAGGUGAAUAUGCGUUAGAGAAAAAACAAAGAAAGUUACCUACAGGCUUGCUAGAACAGACUGCUCACGCGGCUAAUCGCGCUUGGAGAGCCCUUCCUGUUACAGGCUCCCCCUUUACACCCCUUAAUAAGAUCACUCAAAGAAAAGAUGAAGAGUACUCUGACUUUGUCAGUCGACUGUUAGAGACGGCUGAGAGGACGUUAGGAAAUGAGGCAUCAGAUGAUUUAAUUAUCAAAAGACUGGCUUUUGAGAAUGCCAAUGGCCCAUGUAGAAGUGUACUGAAUGGUCAAUGGCAGGAUAAGACAUUAAAUGAGAUGAUUAAACUAUGCCGCGAUAUCCAAGAUCCUACAGCAGCAAAAAUUGAAAAAAUGUCUCAGGCGAUAUUGGCCUUACAAAACCCUAUGAAAAACAUGUCAGAGGCAUUUCUAACUAUAGGAGCAGCUGUUGAUAAUACUGUGAAAACCUGUUUUAAAUGUGGAGCCGAGGGUCAUUUUGCCAGACAAUGCCCCAUGAAUCAACCUAAUCCCACCGCUCAGAAAAGGCGCGCAGCACCUGCCACCCCGUGUCCCAGGUGCAGAAAAAGGUUUCACUGGGGGAAUACAUGCAGAGCAACACAUGAUAUAGAGGGCAGACCCCUCCCCCCGUUGUCGGGAAACGGCUGGCGGGGUCGGCCCCGGACCCCUCAAGGACUGGCCCAGCCAGCCACGGGGACCCACCCUGCCCACAGCUCUCCAGAGCAACGGCAGGCAGUGCAGGAGUGGACUUGUGUGCCACCGCCGCCGCAAUAUUGA
Trichosurus vulpecula (common brushtail) is the source of this 2205-nucleotide messenger RNA. RefSeq names its product endogenous retrovirus group K member 8 Gag polyprotein-like. The record is from RefSeq and is a predicted model, not a curated record. NCBI's taxonomy places the organism in Eukaryota, Metazoa, Chordata, Mammalia, Diprotodontia, Phalangeridae. Bases 1 to 2205 code for a protein of 734 amino acids. The transcript has 3 exons. Gene Ontology annotation, biological process: viral process. Gene Ontology annotation, molecular function: structural molecule activity; nucleic acid binding; zinc ion binding.